GCACGAGGCAGCUAAGAGGUCGAGGCUGACUCUGCCAAGCGAGGGUAUCCCCGAGUUCCUUGCUGGAGACUGUUAAUAAUUCACCGUUGAGCUAGCAAGGAAGCAGCUCGAGCUAGUGAUGCAUCGUGAGGCACAAGCUGGCAGGCCGUUGGCCCCCGUUGGCGACCAAAUUCCUUUGAAGAACUGAAAGACAUUUUAUUUAUUUUUCGUCAGCCGCCAGCACAGCCCUCUUUUUGACUUCACUUCUAUUCGAGGUUCUAAAUACAAAGAAUCGCCUAGAUUCUCGUGAUCCUGUUCCCACUUUUUUUUUCUCUUAUCCAGAGAUAUAUAUUUCUCUUGCCACUGCCGAAUUGCAUUGCCAAUUUGGCGUAACAUAUUUGAUUGCUACGUCGCCCUCGGUUGACUCGACUCUAGUAGUCCGGUGAUCCCUUCCUGCGCAUGAUCUAGGCUCGCCCUGCUGCGUCAUUCCACGUCGACAUUGCACUCGUUCUCCCAGAAAAUUAGGCCUAAUCUUUGGGCCUUUCCGGUAAAUACGCGCAAAUAACCAACCUCUUCCCAAAAAUCAUGGCCUGGGGAAAGUCCGCCAAACCGGCAGCUCCGCCGUCCACUAUAAGCACCCUCCUGCCCCUCAUAAUCCUCCUCGUUAUAGUCGGCAGCAUCGCUUUUGUCGCCUACCACGUCUGGGUCGCGUCGCAAAACAUUGGCAAGCAGGCUAGCGCAAAGAUGGGCAAGAAAAACGUCGUGUUUAGCAAGGACGGCAUGCGCGUCGGCGUGCGCCACGUCGAGAACGAACGAUACGUCGACGCGACGCAGAAAUGGGUCGUCAAGGCCUGGGACCAUGCGAGUAACGCCAAGGGCGACGGGAAGAAGAGCAAGUAAUCAGGAGCGCAGAGUGAAGAAGAACGAAAGACAACCCCAGAAUUAGAGAUGGCCUUGUUGAAAAGACAUGUGCGGAGAUCUCUCGUUGGCCUAUUCAUUCAAAUAGACGUCACAACGCUCUGUAUGCUGUCAGAGGAAUAGGGAUAGCUACGCUAUGACGUAGCGACCAACGUCCGACAAGAACAUAUUGCGCAUGGCGCAGACUGGACGAUGUAGACGGCCCAUGAUGCGGUGGGCUUUUGCAAUGCAGGAACGGGGUGUGCCUUGACACGUCCGUGGGAGCUUACAUAAAAUAUCUCUUCAAGAUACCCAGGUACCGAAAUACCUACCUACUGGGAUGGUUGACGUACUUUAUUUGUACAAACUUGUUUGAUGACUGGGAGGGCGGGACCUUUUUUUUCCAUUUAUGAAAUUGAGCUAUUGAGAGCCACUGACUGGUAUUGGGACGCAAUAGGUGAUAUAUCCGUCCAUGAUUAGAAUAUUAGUAGUCUAGACCUAGUCCAUUUUGUGGAUGCUUAUCAUUUGUGAAUUACUGAGAAACUCGAUCCAG
This is a messenger RNA of Pyricularia oryzae 70-15, 1429 nucleotides long. RefSeq lists its product as uncharacterized. The transcript is spliced from 3 exons. NCBI's taxonomy places the organism in Eukaryota, Fungi, Ascomycota, Sordariomycetes, Magnaporthales, Pyriculariaceae. The record is from RefSeq and is a predicted model, not a curated record. Bases 565 to 879 code for a protein of 104 amino acids.